This is a messenger RNA of Phasianus colchicus (ring-necked pheasant), 1215 nucleotides long. Lineage: Eukaryota; Metazoa; Chordata; Aves; Galliformes; Phasianidae. The record is from RefSeq and is a predicted model, not a curated record.
CGCUGCGGGCGGCGGAGCGCCCGCGGACCCUCCCCCUUCGCCCGGGGUGUGACGGGCCGAGCCGGGCCGGGCCAGACGGCAACAUGUUGGGUAUGAUCAAGAACUCCCUGCUGAGCACGGUGGAGACGUGGCCCUACCGGGUGCUGAGCAAGGGGGAGAAGACUAAAAAAUCCCAAUUCCCUCAGGAGCAGCUCAGCUACGAGGAGAGGGAGUGUGAAGGUGGGCAGUUUGCUGUGGUGGAGGUGACGGGGAAGCCCUUUGAUGAAGCCUCAAAGGAAGCAGCACUGAAGCUCCUCAAGUAUGUUGGAGGAAGCAAUGACAAAGGCGCUGGAAUGGGCAUGACUGCUCCAGUUUCCAUCACUGCUUUUCCUGCUGAGGAUGGCUCCUUACAGCAGAAAGUGAAGGUCUAUCUGCGAAUCCCAAACCAAUUUCAAGCCAGUCCUCCCUGUCCAAGUGAUGAAAGUAUUAAGAUUGAAGAGAGACAAGGGAUGACCAUUUAUUCCAUGCAGUUUGGUGGCUAUGCCAAAGAGGUGGACUAUGUGAACUACGCUGCCAAACUGAAGACUGCUCUGGGAAGUGAAGCUGCAUACCGCAAGGAUUUCUACUUCUGCAAUGGUUACGACCCCCCUAUGAAGCCUUACGGGAGACGCAAUGAGGUCUGGUUUGUAAAAGAAUGAGCAUCUGGAUCCCAGUGAUGCUGCCUUGCACCGACAGGCUCCCCAUACUCUGUCUAUCUUCUCUUCAAAAUGAACUAACUGUUUGGCAGAGGCAGAAAGCCAUUAUCCUCUUUCACACCCAUGCCUUGGUCUUUUAUGGACUAACAAUUUUAGAAGAAAGAAUACUGCACACUCACCUGAUGAUCCUGCUCCUUCAUUGCAGACCAAGUUCUCAAUCACAGACUCUCAUGAUCUCACAGUGUCUUGCUUUUAUCUUCCUCAUGCUCCCAAAGUUCAAUGCUGAGGCAGCUGAAGUAAUCAGUUACCAGGACUGGUUCCUGACAGGAGUCAUGUCCAAGUGCUGGCAGUCUAUUAGUCUUACCUGAGGCAGGCAGGGAAAUAUGAUGAGAGUGCAUACAGGUUUUUUUAAUCAUCUUGAGCUUGCUGCAGCAGUAAGAUGCUGCAAGCGUCUGUGCAAUUGAAAAAGCAAUAUAAAGGGACGUGAGGGACAUCAGCAUUGCUACCAAAACAAUGCAGUGAAAAUAAGCAUUCUUUACGU